Molecule: messenger RNA, 228 nt
Organism: Zasmidium cellare ATCC 36951
Lineage: Eukaryota; Fungi; Ascomycota; Dothideomycetes; Mycosphaerellales; Mycosphaerellaceae
Exons: 1
Source: RefSeq, a predicted model, not a curated record
CUUCUCAGCUCAUACACUCUCCAAGCCGCGGAUGUGGGCCUUGCAAUCGACUACAAGCAGCAUUUCGAUGUCUUUCGACUUCGUGUCGAAGGAGAGCAACUUCUCUUCAUUGCUCCCGAUGUCAAGGAUGCGGUAGCCUGGGUAGAGUCGCUACUCAUAGCCAUUACGAUUAGCGAUCCACUGGAGGUCAGGAAGAUGCCCCAGUAUCCCUCAUUGCCAUCACGUCGC